This is a messenger RNA of Nycticebus coucang (slow loris), 1959 nucleotides long. It is a transcript of the gene ELF3, whose product is annotated as E74 like ETS transcription factor 3. Gene Ontology annotation, molecular function: sequence-specific DNA binding; DNA-binding transcription factor activity, RNA polymerase II-specific. Gene Ontology annotation, cellular component: nucleus. The record is from RefSeq and is a predicted model, not a curated record. The coding region runs from base 129 to 1247 and encodes 372 amino acids. The transcript has 9 exons. Gene Ontology annotation, biological process: regulation of transcription by RNA polymerase II; cell differentiation. Lineage: Eukaryota; Metazoa; Chordata; Mammalia; Primates; Lorisidae.
GGGCGCACAGUGGCCAGACACCUCCGCGCGCGCUACCUGGUGACUGCUCAUUGUCUGGAUUUCUCUCCUACCUGUGGCUUCUUAAACCCUCCUGCCUGCCACACUCGUACUCCCAUUCCGGUGGCCUCAUGGCUGCAACCUGUGAGAUCAGCAACGUUUUUAGCAACUACUUCAGUGCUAUGUACAGCGCAGAGGACCCCACCCUGGCCUCUGCUCCCCCUGCUCCCGCCUUCGGGGCCGAUGAUACAGUGCUGACCCUCAGCAACCCCCAGAUGUCACUGGAGGGUACAGAGCAGGCCAGCUGGUCCCAGGAGGAGCCCCAGUUCUGGUCCAAGGCACAGGUUCUGGACUGGAUCAGCUACCAAGUGGAGAAGAACAAGUACGAUGCGAGCUCUAUUGACUUCUCACGGUGUGACAUGGAUGGCGCCACCCUGUGCAACUGUGCUCUUGAGGAGCUGCGUCUAGUCUUCGGGCCUCUGGGGGACCAGCUCCAUGCCCAGCUGCGGGACCUCACUUCCAGCUCCUCUGAUGAACUCAGCUGGAUCAUUGAGCUGCUGGAGAAAGAUGGCGUGGCCUUUCAUGAUGCCCUCGAAAACCUAGGCCCCUUUGACCAGGGCAGCCCUUUCACCCAGGAGCUGCUGGAUGAUUGUCGCCAGGUCAGCCCGUACCACCCUGGCAGCUAUGGCGCAAGAGCCCCCUCCCCCGGCAGCUCAGACGUCUCCACCACAGGGACUGGCACUUCUCAGAGCUCUCACUCCUCCGACUCCGGUGGAAGCGAUGUAGACCUGGAUCUCACUGACAACAAGAUCUUCCCCAGAGAUGGCUUCUCUGAUUAUAAGAAGGGGGACCCUAAGCAUGGCAAGCGGAAACGGGGCCGGCCCCGAAAGCUGAGCAAAGAGUACUGGGAGUGUCUGGAGGGCAAGAAGAGCAAGCAUGCCCCCAGAGGCACCCACUUGUGGGAGUUUAUCCGUGACAUCCUCAUCCACCCAGAGCUCAAUGAGGGCCUCAUGAAGUGGGAGAACCGGCAUGAGGGUGUCUUCAAGUUCCUGCGCUCUGAGGCUGUGGCCCAGCUGUGGGGCCAGAAGAAAAAGAACAGCAACAUGACCUACGAAAAGCUGAGCCGGGCCAUGAGGUACUACUACAAACGGGAGAUCCUGGAACGGGUGGACGGUCGGCGGCUUGUCUACAAGUUUGGCAAAAACUCCAGUGGCUGGAAGGAGGAAGAGGUUAUCCAGAAUCGGAACUGAGGGUCUCAACUAGAGCCUGGACCAAACUCAGGGACCACUGUAGGCCCGCAGCCCCUCCUGGGAGAACAAGCAGGCCGGAAGGACCCUCUGCUCAGGCAGGCUCCCUGCUGUGCUGUGGAGAGAAGCUGAAGUUCUGGUAUAUCAUCAGCCACUGCCCCGGGAUUUGGAGCCCGCGUCUUCUCCUCCCUGCCCUCCUCUUGGAAUUACAAACCCUGGAGGCGAAGCAACUAGUCCUCUGUGAGUGCGGCUCAUUUAUCUGGUGCCUCCUCAAACCCAAUCCCAGAUACCAGCUGCAGAAGACAUCUUCCUUCUGCAGAUGCCUGGACUGAAUCAAGGAGGCCAGGGGCGGCCCUAGGCUUACACUGUGACAGAGAAAACAGAGAGGCCUAAGUGGGGUCCUCCAGCGCCCGUUCUCUGGACUGGCUUCCACCUACCUGUUCAGUGCUUGGGUUUCAUGGGCAGGGGUCAAAGCACUCCCUAAUUUAUGUGCUAUAAAUAUGUCAGAUGUAUAUAGAGAUCUAUUUUUUCUAAAACAUUACCCUCCCUACUCCUCCCCCACCAAGUGCUGGUGGCCAUACUGACUGUUCUAAGGCCCUGGCCAGCAAGGGAUGGGGUGAUGCCAGAGCCCUCAGGCUGGGGCUCCUGGCUCCUUUCUCCUGUGUAUGGAGGCAAAGACCUCCAAUAAAGUGCCUUCUGGGCUUUUUCUAACCUU